This is a messenger RNA of Tilletiaria anomala UBC 951, 2687 nucleotides long. RefSeq names its product kinase-like protein. The coding region runs from base 363 to 2687 and encodes 774 amino acids. Gene Ontology annotation, molecular function: ATP binding; protein serine/threonine kinase activator activity; protein kinase activity. NCBI's taxonomy places the organism in Eukaryota, Fungi, Basidiomycota, Exobasidiomycetes, Georgefischeriales, Tilletiariaceae. The transcript is spliced from 3 exons. The record is from RefSeq and is a predicted model, not a curated record. Gene Ontology annotation, biological process: protein phosphorylation.
CAGGGUGCUAUGUACUAUAAUACACGGAACACGGACAGGCGCAGCUCUCUGCGUGAUUCGUCCAUGUCUCUGCCAGGGUGGGCGACUCCGAGUGGCCGUCGGUGAGCACGCUGAGCCAGCGACAGUCUUGGCGUGACCCACACCCACGCACCCACUGGGCACGGUCCUGCUUCUGCUGAUCAUUACUGCUACCACCAACACAGCGAUACGCGUCGACGAGUAGCCUAUCUAUCCGCUUGUGUCCGCCCUCCCCUUGACCAUCUCCGCUCGACAGCGGGUGAUCAGCCGAGUGCAUUUCGGCGGCGAUCGACGCUGUCCGGACGCCUGUGCAACGCCAGCCAUCAUCGGAGCGCUGCGCGAAGAUGCCUAACAGCGCAGCCGGCUCCAGCAAGGGCGGCGACAGCGGCGCGUCUAGCCGCCGCAGCUCGCCCAUCCUCCGACCCGUCGGAAGCAAUGCAAGCACUGGCGCUUCCACGCCGUCCUUAUCGUCUUCUCCCGAUGGGAAACCUUCACAUCCGGGGGCCAGCAAAAAUGCCAAGGACGCCCAAGCCAGUGGAUCUGGCUCGCGGCGAAGUUCCGGCGCUUCGACUCCGCCGCAAACACGGAAUGCCUCCUCCGCGGCGGUAGUGCCGGGGGGCAGCGGCACGCUCUUACGCGUUGGGUCCAAGCGCAACAGCGCAGCGGCCGUAUUGCGCAACGCCGCGCACAUCGGCUCCGUCGUCGAUGACUGGCCGAUGUACAGCUCGCAGCCCGCCGAUUACAUCCUAGGCGACGUCAUCGGAUUCGGCGCAUCGAGCGUCGUCUACCAGGCGGCCUUCCUGCCGCUCGGCAGUCGCGCGUGUGCAGUAAAGGUCGUGGAUCUCGAAGCAUUUAGCGGGGACACCGAGGUGCUGCGCAGGGAGACGCAGCUGAUGAGCUUGAGCAAGCACCCCAACGUGCUCCGUGUCAGAGGAUGCUGGGUCGACGGGACCAAGCUGCACAUCGCGACGCGGCUGAUGAGCAGCGGCAGCAUGCUCGAUAUCAUGCGCUUCUCCUAUCCUGACGGCUUUGACGAGGCCGUCAUCGCGACGGUGCUCAAGCAGGCGCUGGAAGGGCUCAAUUAUCUUCAUGUUAAUGGAUGGCUGCAUAGAGAUCUGAAGGCGGGCAACAUGCUCGUCGACGAGGACGGCACUGUACUACUGGGCGACUUUGGCGUCGGCAUUUUUCUCAACGAGCGGGCCGACGCCCCCGCCUCUGCUGCCGGCGGCGAUGCGGCUUACACAGGAGGCGCGACCAAGUCCUUUGUCGGCACGCCGUGCUGGAUGGCGCCGGAGGUGGUGGAGCGCAAGCACUACGGCCACAAGGCAGAUAUCUGGUCCUUUGGCAUCACUGCGCUCGAGCUAGCGCACGGGCGCGCGCCACACAGCCGCUUCGCGCCGGUCAAAGUGCUGAUGAAGACGCUGCAGGACGAGCCGCCACAGCUGGACCGCACGGGCGGGCCGCACAGGUACAGCAAGGUGAUGGAGGACUUUGUCAGGGUCUGCCUCCAGAAGGACCCCAGCAAGCGGCCUUCGGCGGAGAAGCUGCUCGGGCACGCGUUCUUUAAGCAGGCCAAAUCGAAAAAGCACCUCGUCACUGCUAUCUUGUCCUGCCUGCCACCGCUGGUGGAACGGCAAGAACGACGGCGGAACAUGUCAAUCGUAUCCCUGCGCAACCAGCAGUCGUGGGACUUUGGCAGCGGCAGCAUGAUUUAUAGCACCAACGUCCCCGGGUCCAGCGCCAGCAGCUCGGGCUUCCUUUCAAAGCGCGGCUCGCAGAUCCUCACGAUGUCCACCGCGCCCGACACGCCGGAUCCGUUCAAGAACUUCUCUGCGAGCAUCGCUGCGCCACCCGUCUCUCCCGGCGGUAGCAUGCGCUCCAAGAUCAUCAGCAUCGACGGCGAGCACGCGAUCGUCACGCCCAGCCGCGAGGCCGUCAAGUUCGAGAAGCUCGCAGAGCGCUUUCAGCACCCGGCCGCUUCUGCAGGGCCCUUGUCGCCAUCGGGAAGCAGAUUCAUGGCCAGCGCGCGGGACCAUAAGCGCUCCAUCGACUCGUUCAGCCGGCACCGUAAGUCCGUCUCAUUCGACGGGGACGAUGGAGACGUCGGCAGCGCCAGCGGCUCUGUUCCGAUCACCGCAGCAGGGGAUAGCAGCAGCCUGCCCCUCCUCAGCAGCCCGGCGAAGGCGGGAAGCCUCCGCCUGCGCACUCUCGGCAAACAUGGGCUCGAGGCCAUCGGCGAGAAACGCAGUCCGCUCAUCUUGCCCGCUGACGCCGCCAGCGACAACGGCAAGGGAACAGAGGGUGUGGGAGCGGUGCCGCACAUGGAUCUGGCUGAGCAGCGACAGCAGCAGCAGUCAUCAGCUGCUGAUACCAAUGAGUCACCCAUGCUUGCUCCGCUUGAGGCCGCGGCGGCGGCCGAUGCACAAGACGCCAACCGUCCGUCGAUGGGGAUCACGCAGGUUUCAGAUCAAGUGACGCUCUUCAAGGAUGCUUCGCCGAAGAUCAGCGCACUCGCCGUCCCGCUCGAGAGGGCACUGUCGUCGAGCCUCGCGGAUACCCAGCCGGUGCAAGCGGCGCAAAAGACCCAGCGCUCGGCUUCGAGGGGCGCUGAGGACGGUGGUAGGAGGGAGUCGGUCCUUGGCAAGCUGUUCGGAAAAGUGAAGAAGUAG